AUGGUGAAAACGGAGGCUUUUGAAUACAGUGAUUCAAAUGGAGAUCAAUUUGAGGGACUCCUUGCUUAUCCAGAAGAUAUCGAAAGAUCAGAACGACCGGGCGUUAUUGUCUUUCACGCAUUUGGAGGUUGCGGGAAAUUUGAGAGGGAAAAAGCUCUGGAAUUGGCGAAGUUAGGCUAUGUUGCACUGGCUGCCGAUGUGUAUGGAAAGGGAAAAAUCGGCACGACAACGGAGGAGAAUUUCACCCUUCUUCGAGCACUUUUACCGCAAAGAACAACUACCCUGAAACGCCGAAUUUUGGCAACUUUUGAGGCGUUCACGAAAGUUCCAACAGUUGAUACGAAUAAAAUUGCUGCCACGGGAUACUGUUUUGGUGGCCUUUGUGGACUCGAUUUGGCAAGGUUUGGGGCAAAUGUUAAGGGCAUCGUCUCAUUCCACGGCACUCUUCUACCUCUUCCAGAAGCAGAGAACACACCCAUUCAUGCGUCGAUUCAAAUUCAUCACGCGGAUCUGGAUCAUCGCAUCAAUGAACAAAUUGCCGGUUUUCAAGAAGAAAUGAGAGCCCGAAAAGCCGAUUGGCAUUUUGUGACGUACAGCGACGCUGAACAUGGAUUCACUGAGCCAGAGAUCGGUCUCCUCAACCAUCCCGGUGUCUCUUAUAAUGAAAAAGCCGAUAAACGAUCGUGGAGCUCAAUGAAAAAUUUCUUCGAAGAAAUGUUUGCU
Molecule: messenger RNA, 723 nt
Organism: Mesorhabditis belari
Lineage: Eukaryota; Metazoa; Nematoda; Chromadorea; Rhabditida; Rhabditidae
Source: the annotation of a GenBank genome assembly